This is a messenger RNA of Nerophis ophidion (straightnose pipefish), 3563 nucleotides long. Its product is annotated as protein spire homolog 1-like. Gene Ontology annotation, cellular component: cytoplasmic vesicle membrane; cell cortex. Gene Ontology annotation, molecular function: actin binding. The transcript is spliced from 18 exons. The coding region runs from base 191 to 2587 and encodes 798 amino acids. Gene Ontology annotation, biological process: intracellular transport; polar body extrusion after meiotic divisions; actin nucleation. The record is from RefSeq and is a predicted model, not a curated record. Lineage: Eukaryota; Metazoa; Chordata; Actinopteri; Syngnathiformes; Syngnathidae.
UGUCCCUAGCUUGAAUGUUGACUAUCAGUCAGUCAGUUAGUCAGUUAGUUAGUCAGUCAGUCAGUUAGUUAGUCAGUUAGUCAGUUAGUUAGUCGCUAGUUAACAUCUCUAGCAGCGGCGGACAUUAAAGCUUGCUCGACCUGCUCUUCCACUUCAGCCGCGGCCAACAUGGCGUUAAAGUGAGACUAGUAUGUCCGAGCCAGCGGGCACCGACGACGGCAUGCUGACUUCGCCCACCAUUCUGCGGGAUUUCACCGCGGGUUUAAGUGCCAGCGGGCCGGGGGAGGUGAGAGACAUGGAGCCGGAGGACCCGGAGGAGCCGGAGGUGUCCCUGGAGGACAUCCUGGCCCUCUACAACCAGCCCAUCAACGAGGAGCAAGCCUGGGCCGUCUGCUACCAGUGCUGCCGGGCCCUGGCGCACAGCACACCGCGGCGGAAGGGCUCCAAGAGCGGCCGCGCGGCUGGAGAGUGCCCGCGGAGGGUGGAGGGACCCGGAGACGUCAAGAUCUGCAGUGACGGCACUGUUAGACUGGACCUUGAACGCAGCACAGGUACUUUCACGGCCAACACUGUUAGACUGGACCUUGAACGCAGCACAGGUACUUUCACGGCCAACACUGUUAGACUGGACCUUGAACGCAGCACAGAGAAAUACCCAUCAGCUUCCACGUCAUUACAGGUCCUGGACUCACUAGGCGUGAUGAUCUACAAAGCCCUGGACUUUGGACUGAAGGAAACCGAGGAGCGCGAGCUGAGCCCGCCACUGGAGCGCCUCAUCGACAUGAUGACCAACCCCCAAGAGGCGGAGGGCGACCUUUGCCCCGACGAGGGCUACGAGGCCACGGAGGAGGAGGAGGAGGACGAAGAAGAGGAGGAAGACGAGGAGGAGGAGCGGGCUCUCACCUCCUCACCUGCCGGCACCGUCAACCAAAUACGCAGCUACCGCGACGUCGUCACGUUAUGUUCCUCGCACCUCCCCAGCCCCUCCGAUGCCCCGGACCACUACCAGGCGGUGGUCCGGGCCCUCUACACAGAGUCCCGGGAACUGCGCACCUUCCUGGAGAAGAUCAGGCGUGCCAAGGAGAAUCUUCGCAAAAUGGAAGGCGAGACCCAGGGAGACCCCGCCAAAGACCUGGACGAGCUGCAGAACUCAGACUGGGCGCAGUUCUGGGUGCAGGUGAUGCGGGACCUGCGUCACGGCGUGCAGCUGAAGAAGGUGCAGGAGCGCCAGUUCAACCCGCUGGCCAUCGAGUACCAGCUCACGCCCUACGAGAUGCUGAUGGACGACAUCCGCUUGAAGCGCUACAAGCUGCGCAAAGUCAUGGUAAACGGGGUCAUUCCUCCCAGGCUGAAGAAGAGCGCCCAUGAGGUCAUUCUGGAGUUCAUCAGGUCACGACCCCCGCUAAACCCUGUGUCAGCUCGCAAGCUGAAGCCACACCCACCACGUCCUCCCAGCCUCCAUGAGCGCCUCCUGGAGGACAUCAAGGCUGAGAGGAAGCUCAGACCUGUGUCUCCUGACAUCAUCCGCAGGAAGCGUCUGGGUGCAGGGAAAAGCAUGAGCACACCUCAGGAUUUGUGCCGCAGCUCAGACACUCCUGAUGGGACAAAGAAGAUGGCGGCCAGCACACAGUCACUCAUCAGAGGCACCACAGCGUUCACUAGAAAUGGCGUCCAGCAACUCAGCCAACGCAAGAGAAUCCUGAAGGCACCAACACUGGCAGAACUGGACAGCUCGGAGUCUGAAGAGGAGAACACACGCUGCAGCUCCUUGAUGGAUUUAUCUCCUGAUUCCGUCAAAGGCAAGAAAAUGGUGUACAACAGUGGUGUAUCAGACAAACAACAGAGAAGACAGUCUAUGAACAAUGAUGUCAUCUCUCCUUACAAUGAUGUCAUCUCUCCUUACGUCAACUCUCUCUCCUCCAAGUCUCUGUUGAUGGACACCAACAGCAAGGAGGAGUGUGGCUUCCCGGUGGAGUGUGUGGUGCUGACGGUGGAGGAGGUGAUGCACAUCCGGCAGGUCCUGGUGAAAGCUGAGCUGGAGAAGUUCCAGCAGUACAAAGAUGUUUAUGCUGCCCUCAAGAAGGGGAAGCUUUGUUUCUCAUGUCGAACCAAACGCUUCUCCUUCUUCACCUGGUCCUACACCUGCCACUUCUGCAAGAGGCCCGUGUGCUCACAGUGCUUGACCAAGAUGCGUCUGCCCUCCAAGCCGUACUCCACCCUGCCAAUCUACACUCUGAGUCCCAGCACGCCUCUGACAGACAACAUGGCCGCGUCUCCAGACUCGUCCAAGCAGCCGUUUGGGUCGGCCCAGAACCGAGGCAGCCUGCGCAGGUUCUCCAGGGCGGGCAAAGACGAGGACGCCCCGCUGGAGCUGGAGCUGCCCAAGGAGCUGAUGGAGGACUGGGUGGCGACGGAGGUGUGUGUGGACUGCAAGAAGUUCAUCACGGAGAUCAUCUCCUCCAGCAGGCGCACCAUCACUGCCACCUCCAAGAGGGCUCGCCUCAACCGCCGCACUCAGUCCUUCUACAUGGCCUCCUCCAGCUCCCUCACCUUCAGACCCUCCAACAUCACCAUCAACGAGGUCUAGACCUUCUACAUGGCCUCCUCCAGCUCCCUCACCUUCAGACCCUCCAACAUCACCAUCAAUGAGGUCUAGACCUUCUACAUGGCCUCCUCCAGCUCCCUCACCCUCAGACCCUCCAACAUCACCAUCAACCAGGUCUAGACCUUCUCACCAUCAACCAGGCCUAGACCUUCUACAUAGCCUCCUCCAGCUCCCUCACCCUCAGACCCUCCAACAUCACCAUCAACCAGGCCUAGACCUUCUCUCCAUCAAUCAGGCUUAGACCUUCUCAACCAGGCCUAGACCUUCUCACCAUCAACGAGGCCUAGACUUUAUUGCUGAGGCUUAGACCUUCUGGCCAUGGAGGAGUAGACCUGGCCAUGGAGGAGUAGACCUGGUUAUGGAGGAGUAGACCUGGUUAUGGAGGAGUAGACUUGGUUAUGGAGGAGUAGACCUUCUGGAAGAAAACACACCUGCACUUUGAGAAUGUAGAAGCAUGAAUGGAAGGAAGCCCCGCCCCCAUUUUGUUCUUGUCCAAUACCAGCUCAGCACUCAGGAAGAACAAGUGAUUGUCCUUUUCUCCAAUGCACUGGAGCUCCGCCCCCUCAGGCCCCGCCCCCUUUCUUCAACAAUUCUGCCAAAAAUGUUGAGAUUGAAGUUUGUGUGCCAAAUGUUUUGUACAGAAUGUUUUUAUUUGGCUUUGGUUCCUCGGUCCUGAUCAAAACCUGGAAAUGAAUCAUCUCAGAUCAAAGAUUUGGUCAUCUUUUAUGAUUGUUGCUCUUCUGAUUGUUGCACUUGUUCAUGUGCCAGCCAACAUUUGUCUUUCAUGUCUGCUUGUCCAUCAAAGACCUUCUUCAUGUCUGCUUGUCCAUCAAAGACCUUCUUCAUGUCUGCUUGUCCUCCAAAGACCUUCUUCAUGUCUGCUUGUCCAUCUGAUGAAGGUCUGCAUGCUUUAUUCUUGUUGUAGCCAAGAAACUACAAAUAAAUCGAUUCUUUCUUA